Messenger RNA from Kluyveromyces lactis, 585 nucleotides. RefSeq names its product nucleoside triphosphate pyrophosphohydrolase HAM1 (gene HAM1). Gene Ontology annotation, biological process: nucleoside triphosphate catabolic process. The record is from RefSeq and is a predicted model, not a curated record. Gene Ontology annotation, molecular function: nucleoside triphosphate diphosphatase activity. The transcript has a single exon. Gene Ontology annotation, cellular component: cytoplasm. Lineage: Eukaryota; Fungi; Ascomycota; Saccharomycetes; Saccharomycetales; Saccharomycetaceae. The coding region runs from base 1 to 585 and encodes 194 amino acids.
AUGCCUAAGCCAGAAAUCGUCUUUGUCACAGGAAAUGCCAACAAGCUCAGAGAAGUGAGCAUGAUUCUCGGUGGGGACGCAUCUCCCUUCACACUUGUGAACGAACCAUUAGAUUUAGAAGAACUUCAAGGUGCCGAUCUGCAAGAAAUUGCCCUUGCUAAAUUGCAACAAGCGGUCCACGCAUUGGGGCCCGGUAGACCAGUGUUCGUCGAGGAUACUGCACUCUCAUUCGACGAAUUCAAUGGGUUGCCAGGUGCGUACAUCAAAUGGUUCAUCAAAUCGAUGGGGCUUGCCAAAGUCGUGAAAAUGCUCGAUUCAUUCGAGAAUAAAGGCGCAUACGCGAUCACUACGAUCGCAUACGCUGACUCUAAGGGCCAAUUACACGUAUUCCAAGGUAAGACUCACGGAACCAUCGUUGACAGUAGAGGUCACACCAAUUUCGGUUGGGAUUCCAUCUUCCAACCGGAUGAAUCACAAAACAACGAAACGUAUGCCGAAAUGGCUAAAGAAGACAAGAACAAAAUCUCUCAGCGUGGCAGAGCAUUCGCCCAAUUGAAAGAAUAUCUAUACAACACUGGUAUAUAA